CACCCUGUCAAAUUAAGAUAGCCGACCAUCCGCCGGCUGUGAGAGUGCUGGCUCAUCUUAGCUGUUGUUAGAUUUCUCAUUCUUUGUACAUAAAUUAAACAUUUCACGGAUUAUUGUUAAUUUUUUUCCCCUCCCACAGAUCUGUUGGUGGCAAUGGCUGAUCCUAAAUACGCAAAUUUACCUGGAAUUGCUUUUAACGAGCCAGACGUGUAUGAGACCGGUGACCUGCCAGAAGAUGACCAGGCUCAGUUUGAGUCGUUUAUACAAGAGCUGGAGGAGCUGUGCAGUGACAGCGUGGAGAGGAUUGUGGUCAAUCCCAACGCCGCCUAUGACAAGUUCAAAGACAAGCACGUCAGCACCAAAGGACUUGACUUUUCAGACAGAAUCAGCAAAAGCAGACGAGUGGGAUAUGAGUCAGGAGAAUAUGAAAUUUUGGGGGAAGGCUGUGGUGUGAAGGAAACACCCCAACAGAAGUACCAGCGACUGGUGAAUGAGAUUCAGGAACUGACGCAGGAGGUGGACGCCAUUCAGGCUGCCACAAAGGAAAGCAAUGCCGAGGAGCGGCUGACACCUGUGGUACUUGCCCAGCAGGCAGCCCAGCUUAAACAGCAGCUGGUGUCAUCUCAUCUCGACUCACUGCUGGGGCCACAGGCACACAUCAACCUGGCAGACCCAGACGGGGCUUUGGCCAGGCGUCUGCUCACUCAGCUGGAGGUGGCCAAGGGCAGCCGCAGCAGCGCUGCAGGAGACAAGCAGGCAGCAUCAGCUAAGGGCCCAGAUGGAGUGGUACUAUACGAGCUGCACAGCAGACCAGAGCAGGAAAAAUUCAAUGAGUCUGCCAAGAUGGCGGAGUUAGAAAAGCGCCUGGCUGAGCUGGAGAGCACUUUUGGCUCAGCAUCAGACAAGCAGGGUCCUCUGACUGCUGGGUUACAUGGAACUAGUUUGAUGGAGACCAUAGAGGUCCUGCAGGCGAGGGUCAGUGCACUAGAUUCCGCAACUCUGGAUCAAGUAGAGGCCAGAUUACAGAGUGUUCUUGGGAAGAUGAAUGAGAUUGCUAAACACAAAGCAGCCAUUGAGGACGCGGAUACACAAAACAAGGUGUCACAGCUUUACGACAUGGUGCAGAAGUGGGAUGCCAUGGCCACUUCUGUACCUCAAGUGGUGCAGAGGCUCGUCGCCGUCAAAGACUUGCAUGAACAAGCAAUGCAGUUUGGCCAGCUGUUGACUCACCUGGACACCACUCAGCAGAUGAUCAACAACUCUCUGAAGGACAACAGCACCCUGCUCACACAGGUGCAGCAGACGAUGAAGGAAAACCUGGUGGCGGUAGAAGAAAACUUUGCUGCACUGGAUCAGAGGAUGAAGAAGCUCUCCAAAUAAACUGUUGAAUCUCGACCAGUCGACGACAGAACAUGGACAGACAGAAGUGGGACAGGGAGCUCACGUCUUCCACUUCUGCCUUUUUCAUAAAGUGGGAUGUUAGAAAUAAGGAAAGCUGAAAUAUCACAAAAAUGAGACCAAAUGUUCUUGUCCACCAUCUUUUCUUCUUACUUUUUUCUCACAUCACACAGAAAAACACAACUCAUUUGUCCACAUGUGUAAUCGUGUCCUCUAAGAAACCGUUUGACUGGAUUUUAUAAUUGUUAAAUAAAUUGUUCCCUUCGGUAUCUGACACUAUUCCUCAAUUUUCACUGUACACAUGGAGCAGUAACGUUUGCUUCAUGAUGCAUUCAGGGCGUCGUCAACCGUGUACAAAAAUAUUGUCGUCUUGUGUUCAGGGAGGGGGGAACUCUGUAAAUAUGUCUGUACCUUAUUGUUUGUUCACACUCAGUCACUUGUACCUAUAAAUAUUACGACUGAGGCCACAGACAGACUUUUAUUCUGCUUAAGUCAAUGCUAACAAGACAACUGUACACCUCAUCUGUGGUUAUGGAAACCCAUGAAUAAAACAAAAACAAAUGGUCCUGCUUCCUUCUUACACAUUUGUCUGUGUGGCUACAACAAAAAGUUUAAAUGU
Messenger RNA from Thalassophryne amazonica, 2017 nucleotides. RefSeq names its product dynactin 2 (p50) (gene dctn2). Lineage: Eukaryota; Metazoa; Chordata; Actinopteri; Batrachoidiformes; Batrachoididae. Gene Ontology annotation, cellular component: centrosome; cytoplasm; dynactin complex. The record is from RefSeq and is a predicted model, not a curated record. The transcript is spliced from 16 exons. Bases 154 to 1380 code for a protein of 408 amino acids. Gene Ontology annotation, biological process: mitotic spindle organization.